Dicentrarchus labrax (European seabass) is the source of this 865-nucleotide messenger RNA. RefSeq names its product calcitonin gene-related peptide 2. NCBI's taxonomy places the organism in Eukaryota, Metazoa, Chordata, Actinopteri, Moronidae. The record is from RefSeq and is a predicted model, not a curated record. Bases 112 to 507 code for a protein of 131 amino acids. The transcript is spliced from 4 exons. Gene Ontology annotation, cellular component: extracellular region. Gene Ontology annotation, molecular function: hormone activity.
ACUGUUGGAGUCGGUUUGUGUGACAGUCUAACAAAUCCUGGACUGCUUCAGUGACAGACUGGGAAUCUGCUGGCUACUGGCAAACACAACAGAAAGUAAUCACCCUACAUUAUGUAUCACCUGAGGGUGCCAGUGCUUCUCCUCAUGCUGCUUGUGUUGCUGCGCUGCGUCACCACUGCCCCAAGUUACAGGUACUUCAGUCCCAGCUCAUCCAGCGAGCAGGAAAGUGCUCUCCCAGACAGUGACGGCUGGUUAGCUCCUGGGCUAAUCUCCAACCCAUUCCUCGGCCUCAUGGGUACACGGCCGCAAAGGGGGCUCACAGCUAUGAACAGUCACCACAUAGCGAAGAGAAAGUGCAACACAGCCACCUGCGUCACCCAAAGGCUAGCAGACUUCCUGGUCCGCUCCAGUAACACUAUCGGUACAGUCUACGCACCGACCAACGUGGGAUCUGCCACCUACGGCAAGAGGGACCUACUGCAGCCUCCCAGCUACCUGCCUCUGUAGUACCAACUGAGGAAGUUCUACCAGCACUCCCAGUGCUUUGAUGAUAUAACCAGACAUCUUAUGUAACAAUGAUUGUGAGACAUUAAUAAUGACGCCACUGAUAGUAAUGAUGAUGUUCAUGAAGAGAGUGUUCUUGUUUCUUUUAUAAACUUUAGGAAACAGUGCCUUUAAUUUAAAACCAUGUCUUUUUUUCUGGCUUUGUGUGUGUUCUGUUAAUGCUGUUCCACAAUGGCAUGAUAUGAAUAUAAAAUACAUCAAAGUAAAUGAUAAAACAAUAAAUAAAAGAAAACAGAUGUAAAGCCAUAUGAAAUAAAUGUUAUCUGUUGGUUUUGAUAAUAAAAUUGUGAAAAUAUAUAUA